Molecule: messenger RNA, 1822 nt
Organism: Carassius auratus (goldfish)
Lineage: Eukaryota; Metazoa; Chordata; Actinopteri; Cypriniformes; Cyprinidae
Product: glycine receptor subunit alpha-4-like
Exons: 9
Coding region: 325-1698 (457 amino acids)
Biological process (GO): monoatomic ion transmembrane transport
Cellular component (GO): plasma membrane
Molecular function (GO): transmitter-gated monoatomic ion channel activity; transmembrane signaling receptor activity; glycine binding
Source: RefSeq, a predicted model, not a curated record
GCGAGCAGCUGGCCAUAAAAAAAGAUCGAGAAAGAAAGGGAAAAGCACAUAGUCCCUUCAAAACACAAACCCAGACAUGCUUGCUCUCUCACCUAUUCUCCCUGACAUCUGAGGGUGGGGGGCCACUGUGGAGGAUUUUCCAGCCAGCAGAAGUGAGCAGGGAGGAAGGCAAGAAGAAGUUUCUUCACAGACAGGCUUGGAUCACUCUGCAAGACAAUGCAUUCCUGUCGAGUUUUACCUGCUCCUCUUUGGAUUUGGUAAUUCUGUAGACUGUAAGUUCUUUAAACGGUCUGAGAGAGAGAGAGAGAGAGACUGAGCACAAGAAUGCUCCCUCAGGUCAUAAGGAUUUUAUACAUCUUGUCUUUUUUCUUUUUCCAAGGGGGCUUUAUCAGACUGGGCUCCUGUAAAGAGGAGAUAAAGUCCUCCAGCAGGCCAGCCCCGAAACCAAUGUCCCCAUCUGACUUUCUGGACAAGCUGAUGGGAAGGACCUCCGGCUAUGACGCUCGCAUCAGACCCAACUUCAAAGGACCCCCAGUAAAUGUCACCUGUAAUAUUUUCAUCAACAGCUUUGGAUCCAUUACUGAGACAACUAUGGAUUAUAGGCUUAACGUUUUUCUACGCCAGCAGUGGAAUGACCCUCGACUGGCCUAUAGUGAAUAUCCUGACGCUUCUCUAGACCUGGACCCUUCUAUGCUGGACUCCAUAUGGAAACCUGACUUGUUCUUUGCUAAUGAAAAAGGUGCAAACUUCCAUGAAAUCACAACAGACAACAAGCUGCUGAGGAUCUUUCAGAAUGGGAAUGUGCUAUACAGCAUUAGGCUAACACUCAUCCUGUCUUGUCCCAUGGACUUGAAGAAUUUCCCAAUGGACAUUCAAACCUGUACCAUGCAGCUAGAAAGUUUUGGCUACACCAUGAAUGAUCUGAUCUUCGAGUGGCUUUCUGAUAGCCCUGUGCAGGUGGCGGAUGACUUGACUCUUCCUCAGUUUUUACUAAAGGAGGAAAAAGAUCUUGGCUACUGCACUAAACACUACAACACAGGUAAAUUCACCUGCAUUGAGGUGAAGUUUCACUUAGAGAGACAGAUGGGCUACUAUCUCAUUCAGAUGUACAUCCCCAGUCUGCUGAUUGUCAUCUUGUCUUGGGUGUCUUUCUGGAUCAACAUGGAUGCUGCCCCUGCUCGGGUGGGCUUGGGUAUCACCACUGUGCUGACCAUGACCACCCAAAGCUCCGGUUCACGAGCCUCUCUACCCAAGGUGUCCUAUGUGAAGGCCAUUGACAUCUGGAUGGCCGUUUGUCUGUUGUUUGUGUUUGCUGCAUUGUUGGAGUAUGCAGCAGUCAACUUCGUCUCAAGGCAACACAAGGAGUUCAUCAGGCUGCGCAAGAAGCAUCGAAGGCAGAGAAUAGAAGAAGAUCUUGUUCGGGAAAGUCGUGGCUUUUACUUCCGUGGGUACGGACUGGGCCAUUGCUUACAAGCGAAAGACGGGACAACUGUGGAUGGGUCCAGCGUAUUCACCCCUCCACCCCCAGUGCAAGUCCUGUAUGACGGAGAGGCCAUUCGGAAGCGUUUUGUGGACCGAGCCAAGCGAAUCGACACCAUAUCCAGAGCCGUCUUUCCUCUCAGCUUCCUCAUAUUCAACAUCUUUUACUGGAUCACCUACAAAGUGCUGCGACACGAGGACAUCCACGCCAGCCUGUAAUCACUCCACCUCUCCUGGUUACGCCACUUGUUCAUCUUACUGCUUCUUUUCUUUUCUUAUAGCUCUUCAUUUAAACCCAAAACCGGCUGUCAUACUCACACUAGAAGUGUAUUUCAAAGGCACA